GAGAGAGAGAGAGAGAGAGAGAGAGAGAGACUGGAGUGUGUGUUCAGAGAGAGAGAGAGAGACGGGCAGAGAGAGACUGUGUGCGUAUUAAGAGAGAGAGAGGAGAGCUCUGGCGUCUCCCGGUAGUAAAUCUAUCAGGUCUCGAGCAGAAAAACUCGGAGAAACAGACAGAGAAGAGGGGGAAGAGGCCUCGCGACAAUCUCGUCGUUUACCGGUGACCUGGAGCAGCGGCAGCGCGUGAAGCCUUGGAUUAAAAAGAGCGACCAGAAGGACCGUGCGGACGGGCGGUGCGCUCUGAAGUUGGACAGACUACCGAGACACCGACAGCAAAGCAGCGGCAGCAGCUUUUGUUGCCCCCCCUCCCCACCUCCCCGAACCCCGUGAAGGCAGCGGCGGCACCGGGAGGCUGUGCCCGCGCACCCCGACCAUGAAGCUGCCCUGGCUACUGGCGCUCACGGCGCUGCUGGCUCACGCCGCCACGGGACAGACUUGGUCGCCGUCUAUCGAUGAUGAAGGCUCGACGAGAGACGAGUUCUACGAUGAUGAGGACCUCUACUCAGGCUCCGGUUCUGGCUUUCCUGAGAUCAGAAUGAGGCCGACAUCAGUGGGUGUGUCCUUCACCACAGAGGAGCCCCUCAUCCUCUCCACCACCCAGGCCACCGGCCCCGCACCUUCCGCCUCGCCUGCGGCUGAGCCCAGCCCCAACCCCGAGGACCCCACCGGCACCCCGCUGCCCACCGAGGCCGACGGAGAGAGCGGUGUGUUCUGGGAAAGAGAGAGAGAGCUGGAAAGAGAGCGGGAGGAAGAGAGGGAGAGAGAGAGAGAGCAAGAGAGGCUGAGGGAAAUGGAAAGGGAGAGGGAGAAGCAGCUGGAGGAGAUGGAGAGAGAGAGGGAGAGGGAGAGAGAGCGCGAGCGAGAGAGGGAACGUGAGAGAGAGCGCGAGAAGGAGAGAGAGAGGCAGAGAGAGCGUGAGCUUGAGAGAGAGAGAGAGCUGGAGCGAAUCAGGGCCGCUGCCCAGACCACCGCCGCCCCACGAUCCCCUUCAGCCGUCCCUGUAGUGACCACCAACCCGGCAGUCAGCACUGCGGAAAGUGCAGCGCCCUCUGCCGGUUCAGACGACCUGAGCACCACAGAAGAAGAAGAAGAGGACGUGUACCUGUCACCUGAACCUACAUCGUUUUACCCAGACUUCGAAACAGAAACUACCACAGAGGAAGACACAGCCACCACAGCAGAGAUCACCCCUGAGCCCACGACAGCUGCACCUACCACCACCACCGCUGCCACCACUGUCAAGACCAGGGUCCCCUUCAGGCCCAGAGUUCCUAUGACAAUAGCCACUCAGGCGGCGCCAACAGAGAGAACGACCCGCCCACAGCAGCCCACGACAUCACAGGAGGGUAACAACGACGUGGGUGCUGCAGGGCCGAGCGGAGAUUUUGAGAUCCGUGAUGAUCGCCGUAAUGAUCUCGGUCGAGGUAUAAUGCCAGUGGAUCCUGAUCUGAUUGGCAACACUGUGGACGGAGGAAGCUCUGCCGCCCAGCUGCCACAGAAGAACAUCCUGGAAAGAAAAGAAGUCUUGAUAGCGGUGAUUGUGGGAGGCGUGGUGGGCGCCCUGUUUGCUGCCUUCCUGGUGAUGUUGCUGGUGUACAGGAUGAAGAAGAAGGACGAGGGCAGCUACACGCUGGAGGAGCCCAAACAGGCCACCGUCACCUACCAGAAACCAGACAAGCAGGAGGAGUUUUACGCAUAACACUCGUAUGCCAGAGAGACGCACCGCACACCGAGGGAGAGAGAAAGAGCGAGAGAGAGAAGAGAGAAAGAUACUCUGAGCCCCGUCCUCCUCCUCCUUCUCCUCCUCCUCCUCCUCUUCGUCGCUUCCCCCCCUUAUCUGCUCGCCUCUCCUCAUCCCUCUCUCCUCUCGUCUCCAAAACACUUGAGAGCGCCUUUCUCUCUGCGGACUUGGAACUUUCUUUUCAAUGAAAAUGAAAAAGAGGACAAAAAAAAGAAAAAGGAAAAAAAAAUCCAAAUAUAUUCUGAAAAGAUAACACGUACACACGAGAUGUUUUUAAAGUAAAUGUUGUUAUUAAUAUUCUACAGAUUCUCUUGUUCUGUAUGUAAUGAUAUGAUUAUUUUGUAAAAAAAAAGAAAGAAACAAAAGAAACAACAACAAAACAAAACACAAGCUCUUAACCUGUGUUUUCUAGCACAAAAAAAAGUUCCUCCUCUGUUUUUAUGGAGCGACUGAAAAGGCUGAAAAGAAAGAGGAGAGGAGAGGGGUGGAGCGAGCUGGGCGAGACACAAAAGAAGAAGAGAGGGGUGGGCUUGACUCUGCCCCCCCACCCCCACCCCAAAAAAAAACAAAACACACAGAGCGUCUGGUUGGCCGAACGGAGCCCAGGGUCAAAAGGUGAGAGGAAAGGUCUUUUUUGUGCCUUCCAUCCCUCUGGUGCUCAAAGACACAUACGCACAUCCAUACAGCCACACAAACACACGCUCACACACCUGCACAUGCAUACACACAGACUUGUAUCUGCUCGAAGGUGGCUCUGACCUCUCUCUCUGUGCUCGGCCAACCAGAAAACGGCGAUCAACCCUCGGCGUGUUUCACAACGUCGAGGAGCCGCUGUGGAAACAUAGGCUGGUCCGUCUGCUCCGCUAAGCUGUACAAAGACUAGUUACGGAUAGUAAUAAUAACCAAUAAUAUAUCAAUGUUUUGGGCUGGAUGGUGAAUAAUAAUAAUAAUACCAUAAUAAUAAUAAUUAAUAAUAAUUCUUAAACAGGAGGAUGUGUAUUUAGCAGUUUAAAAAAAAAGUUUAUAUGUAAAUAUCAGCGUAUCCUUUCUGGCAUCACUAACCAUCUGCAUGACCAUGAAGAGUUUUUAUUCAUCACAUCCGUCAUCAAUUUAGAUGAGCUGUGCUCUCGUCAGCCACAUGCACACACACACACAUGCACGCACGCACGCACGCACGCAUACUUACACACAUGCGCACACACACAGAGGUACAGACAUAUAACUUGCUGUGCAUUCAAAUACACCACACAGACUUUUAAAUAUACUGUAAAUCACAUCAAACACAUAUCAAACCCAUCGUCAUCGUCAUCAUCGUCAUUGUGAUAGUCAUCACUCGUGAUACGAGCGAGAUCAGGUGGUUUCAAUAUGUUAUUGAUUAGUUAUGGAUCAGUUGCUGGUUGGUUUAGAGUUUGGUCUGUCUGUGUAAAAGCACAACUACGUGUCCGGUCAUCACGUCAUCUCCCCCUCCCCACACACACGCACCUUUUGCAUGCCUCACUUUCUUUUUCUUCCAUCAUUGGCUCUCUGUUUGGGGAUGGGAGGGGCCUCGGGGAAGCGAGAGGGGCUUUAAUGAAAAACAGGAAGUGGGAAUCUGCGCAGGAAGUUGCUCCCAGGUGCACUAAUUCAGUCAAAAUCACAACUUUUCUCACUGAAGCUUUGGCUAUGAGAAGAAACAGACUUUGAAUUAGUGUUCAUGUGGUCAACUUGAACCUGCUGCGGGACUCUUUUUUGGGGAGGGGACAACGAGGAAAAGGGGUUAGGAUUCGGUUUGAUAAUGUGAGGAGACAGGAGGGCUGUGCUUCUAUCUAAGAGAUUGUAACAAUAACCACACCAGUGCGACUGGGCUAGUAGCUUCUAUUAUACUCAGUACUGUAGAACAAAAAUGCAUGGGAGUCAAAACUAUACUAGUCUGGGUGUGUGUGGAUGCAUGUGUGUGUGUGUGUGUGUGUGUGUGUGUGUGUGUGUGUGUGUGUGGUUUUGUGUUUGAAAGAAAAAGAGGGGUGAGUUCAAGUUGGAAUGUACUGUGGCUGAGUGUGUGUUUACCUACUCCAGCAGUUCUCACGCUCUUCCACAGACAGGUAACACACCUCUUCCACUCCUGCGUGUGUACGUCGCCUGCCCCCUCGCCAGUGUGACAAUAUAUGUGUGUGUGUGUGUGUGUGUACACCUCAUCUAAACCCGCCACCUGUAUGUGUAUGUGUGUGUGUGUGUGUGAGAGUGCUUCACCUUGGUAUUUCACAGCAGACUCUUGUGUACACUGACUAGCCUGUCGACGUGUGUGUAUGUGUGUGUGCGUGUGUCUGCGCGUGUUUAGUCUCUUCACUGCUGAAUGAGGGGCAGCUGGUCCCUCACAGUGGCUUUCACACACACUGACUGUCUUUUCACUGUCUGUCUGCCUGUCUGUCUCUCUGUCGCAGGACAGACGGACAGACAACACGCCACUUUCUCACAGGCAGGAAUGAUCUUAACACGUACUGUCUUUUCUAAAGUGACUGUCGAAGUGUAAACAUGUGUGUUUGUACCCAUCUAAGCCUGCGUAGCCAAAUAAGACGUGUGUGUGUGUGUGUGAGAGAGAGAGAGAGAGAUAGAGACAGAGAGAGAGAGGGCGAAUUUGUACGUAUGUGAGCGUAGGUAUGCAUGCGUGAGUUUGUGUGUGUGAAGCCCGAUGGAGGCUACACUACUCUAUGUUUGCUGUUCCCAUUCCUGUUUUUAUACAUUUGCAUUUUUUUAAGGCUGAGUUUCUGUCAUUGGCUGAGUGAGCGAGAGGAGGCGGAUCCUCCACGCCACCGCCCUGUCACUAAUCUGCCACUCUGUUCCAAAUAAAAAACCUGAUUGGGUAAAUCUG
Molecule: messenger RNA, 4640 nt
Organism: Chelmon rostratus (copperband butterflyfish)
Lineage: Eukaryota; Metazoa; Chordata; Actinopteri; Chaetodontiformes; Chaetodontidae
Gene: sdc3
Product: syndecan 3
Exons: 6
Coding region: 428-1753 (441 amino acids)
Biological process (GO): cell migration
Cellular component (GO): membrane; cell surface
Source: RefSeq, a predicted model, not a curated record